AACGGAAAGCAACAACCCCAUAUCUCAUUCGAGUUCAGCGAGGUCGAGGAAGACAUCAGCAGGGACUGCGGCAGCAACAUCAAGCCAGGCAUGUUGAAGAAGAAGCGUUAUCUGAACGUUUUUCUCGGGAUGAACUCUCUUCUUUGGGUCGUACUGUGUGGAUUUCCCACAACAGAUGCCGCCUCUCACUCUCUCAAGUACCUCUACACUGCUGUCACAGCGGGUAUUGACUUCCCAGAGUUCACUGCUAUGGGUCUGGUGGAUGAUGAGCCGUUUACGUACUAUGACAGCAACAUCAGGAGGGAGACCCCCAAAACUGAGUGGAUAAAGAAGAAUGUGGGAGAAGAUUACUGGGACAAAAACAGUAUGGCAUCACUUAUGGCACAGCAGACCUUCAAAGAUAAUAUUGGAAUUUUAAUGAGGCGUUUCAACCAGACUCAGGGUGUGCACACUGUUCAGUACAUGUACGGCUGUGAGUGGGAUGAUGAGACCGGGGCCACAGGACUGUUUGAUCAGUAUGGAUACGACGGGGAAGACUUCAUUGCUUUAGACAUGGAAACCUGGAGUUACAUCACACCUUUGCGGGAGGGGCUUUUGAGUGCACUGAAAUGGAACCACUACCCAGAUGAGCUUGAGUACGAGAAGCAUUACCUGACCCAGGUGUGUGUUGAUUGGCUGAAGAAGUACGUGAGCUACAGGAAGAGCACUCUGGAGAGGAGAGUUAAGCCUGAGGUCUCUCUACUGCAGAAGGACACCAACUCUCCUGUUACCUGUCAUGUGACCGGAUUCUACCCCCGUGCCGUCAUGGUAACCUGGAAGAGAGACGGACAGGACCUAGAUGUGGACGUAGAGCUGGGGGAGACGGUGCCCAAUGGGGACGGAACGUUCCAGACCAGGUCUCACCUGCGCGUGAAGCCUGAGGACUGGAAGAGGAACAGAUACACCUGCACUGUGUGGCACAAGAGCCUGGAGGAUGACAUCAUUCUGCCUGUCACAGAGGAGAACAUCAAGAGCAACAAAGAGAUUAAGCCUGAGGUCUCUCUACUGCAGAAGUACACCUCCUCUCCUGUUACCUGUCAUGUGACCGGAUUCUACCCCCGUGCCGUCAUGGUAACCUGGCAGAGAGACGGACAGGACCUGGAUGUGGGCAUAGAGCUGGGGGAGACGGUGCCCAAUGGGGACGGAACGUUCCAGACCACGUCUCACCUGCGCGUGAAGCCUGAGGACUGGAAGAGGAACACAUACACCUGCACUGUGCAGCACAAGAGCCUGGAGGAUGACCUCAUUCUGCCUGUCACAGAGGAGAACAUCAAGAGCAACAAAGAGCCUGAGAGCUCCAUGGGCAUCAUCAUUGGCUGUGUGGUUCUGGGCGCUCUCCUCAUCAUCGCCGUCAUCGCUGUCGUCUUGUGGAAGAAGAGAACCUCAGGCUACGGGAAGACCAGCACCGCUGACACUGAUUCUGCGAACUCUGACCAACCUGCAGGAAAAGCCUAAGAUCAGUGAAGACUAAUGCACAGAGAGGAGCUGGAGCAGAGCUGCAGCAAGAGGAACAGACACACACACACACACACACACACACACACACACAGACACAGACACAGACACAGACACAGACACACACACGGCCAAAAUGAUUACCCCCCCUUGUGAAAUCAGACAAAACUAUUGUAUGUGUUUUGAAAGCAAAAAUAUGUUUUGAAAGCUAAUAUUUUUGACCACUAUACAAGUUUUAGCAAUAAUGAGUUGGGCAGAGUUUUAGGAAAAUAAUUCCUGGGGGGCUAAUAAUUUUGGCCUCAACUUUACAUGCAUACAUACACACCUGACAACUUAGGACUGCAUUUAUAUCUUUUACCAUUUUCUGAAAAUGCUUUAGAGUGAAGAGGGUAAACCCACCGCUGUGUAGCUCCUACCUGGGUGAUGCAUGGCAGCCAUUUUGUAUAUCUCCUACCUGGGUGAUGCAUGGCAGCCAUUUUGUGCUACAAGACUCUGCUGAUAUCAGAUGCAGGGGGGGGGGGGGGGGGUAGUAAUUACAGUCAAUUACUGCAGCAGGUGGGCAGAUCUUUUUGGAUAACCUGUAGAUUUUCUGCUAAUACUGUCACUGGAUUAAGGGUCAUUUAACACGAAAAUUGAGUGCUCAUGCUUAAUAUUCUCUUAAUUUUUCACUAAGUACAUAUUGGAUAGACGAGAGUGCUUGUGUUUAACUGUGUGUGUAAUGCACUGAAUAAUGAAAAUCAACUCCCAGCCCAAAACAGACAGGGACCCACAAUAGAACUGAAGUACAGACCAGCAGGAGGUGUCCAUUUUAACACGACACGGCUCUGUUGUAAUGUUCCAUAAUGAAGCAGGUAACAUUCAGCAGGUGCCUCUACACAAAUACUCAUUUACUUGCAGAUUAGACCACAACAAAACAUUUUGUAUUUGACCACACAAAUCAUUCUCCACUGUGACUCAUUGGUUUAUCAUAAAAAUGUAUUGUUUAAUAUCAACUUUAAACUGCAUUUCCAUGUAACCCGGAUGUAGCAUAAAGCACAUGAUUUCUAACGGGCAUUGUCAUAUGUUUCCCUGUGUCGGGAAAUUAUAUAAAUUUAAACGUUUUGGCUUCAGUAGAUUCCUGUGAUUCUAAGCCACCCUUAAUUAUCAGGCUAGAUAAAUGUGCUUAAUUAGUCAUUGAUAAAUGAGUAACAGUGGUUUUAACAGGGUGUACUGUGUAUUUAUACUUUUUGUACUAUUUGUACUAUUUGCACUGUCAGUAUAGAUGUUCACACAGUUUGCACAAGCUAUCAUAUUUUUUGUUACUGUUCUGUUUUAAAAUAUUUCAGUUGUUAAUAUUUUUCAUCUGAAGGGGUUUUUAAUUGACAAUUGAAUUCUAGGUUUUAAUAUUUUUGGAUGUAAUUUGGUGGUGGGUAAGAAAAUUUCAGAUUCUGAAGUUCAGAUGAGAUUGAAUCUGAAUGAAUUUUUCUUUAGAUUCAAAGUCAGUAUGAUAGAUUUUGAUAUUGUACCAUUUGAUUGUAUGACAAAAAAUAAACAUGAAAAAUCACAAGGUUAGCUUGAUGAAAUUGAUUGACAUUAACAAGUAUUGUUUUAAGUUUUUUCAAGUGUUUGUGAAAUGACCUGAUUAAAUAAAGGGGAGAAACUGUUUUAAA
Messenger RNA from Conger conger (European conger), 3143 nucleotides. Its product is annotated as putative HLA class I histocompatibility antigen, alpha chain H. Bases 91 to 1494 code for a protein of 467 amino acids. The record is from RefSeq and is a predicted model, not a curated record. Gene Ontology annotation, cellular component: external side of plasma membrane. Lineage: Eukaryota; Metazoa; Chordata; Actinopteri; Anguilliformes; Congridae. The transcript has 9 exons. Gene Ontology annotation, biological process: immune response.